ACUAAGAGGUUAUGUUGUCAAGAGUGCAUUCCGCUGUGCACAAAUGUCUCCCGCAAAUACCUGGCACACGACAAGCAAGGAGGGAAACCAAAAAGGACAUUUCAAUUUGAAUAAAGACACUGUGGCGUCCACUGCUCCGCCCGGCUGGCGUUGGCGGGAAAAGAACAACGAUCGUACCCAACUCUGAAGCAGGUGCUGUAUGGCCAACAAGAGGUGAUGCCUUUGGUGAGGAGAACCAUAGAACCUCGGCACGUGUGCCACACUGCAGUGCCGGAUGGGAUUGGCAGUGAACUAGAAUGUGUGAACAACAACACGUUGUCUGCCAUCAUCCGUCAACUAAGUAGUCUGAGUAAACAUGCAGAAAAUGUCUUUGGGGAUCUUUUCAAUGAAGCCAACAUCUUCUACACGCGUGCAAACUCUCUCCAGGACCGCAUCGACCGCUUGGCCAUCAAGGUCACCCAGCUAGAUUCCAAUGUGGAAGACGUUUCUCUUCAGGCCAUAAACCUGAGGAAGGCGUUCAAAAGCUCUACCAUCCAGGACCAGCAGGUGUUGUCCAAAGGCAGCACUCCAAGCUCGGUGGCUGAGAUGUACGACAGCAGCGACCAGCCUCCUCCUCUCAGCGACCUCACUGCUUACAGAGAGGACAGCACUGAUGCCAUAAAGUUCUACUCGGACCCUUCAUACUUCUUUGAAUUAUGGAAGGAGAAGAUGCUGCAGGACACAGAGGAAAAGAGGAAAGAAAAGAGGAGGCAAAGGUGUCCACAGGAGCAGAAGCGAUGCGUGGACAGCAGCACGCUACAGCAGCAGGUGAAGAAGGUGAGGAAAGCUCGAAACCGCAGACAAGAGUGGAACAUGAUGGCAUUCGACAAAGAGCUCCGCCCAGAUCACCGCCACCCGCAGACGCUACGGCGAGGAGCGUCUUCCGAGGGCUCGCUCUCCCCAGAGGGCAGGCCUGACCUCCCAGAGUACCCUGUCCCCCCAGUGCCAGUCCACAGUGCUUCUAAUGUUGUCAAGCCACAUGGGAAUGUGCAGCCCUCCCCACCUGUGGAGCACGAGUACCACAGUAUUGACAUCAACUAUAAGAGAACAAGCAUCGUAGAAGUUACAGAGAAGAUGAAUGGUUCAGUACAGGCAUCAGGAGAUUACAACUGUGCCCCCCCUCCAGUUUCGCCAGGCCCACCUAUCCCCUCAGCCCAGACAGCCUUUGCUUUCCCUCCACCAGCAGCUCAUAAUGGAGCCACCACGCAAGUAGGCCCUGGUUACCCUCUUCCACCUGUACCUCCUCCAGGACCUUGCAUGGCUCCUUGUCCCCCGGGACCACCGCCUCCACUUCAUCCACCACCAGCUGCCCCCUCACACUUUUCCGAACUUGGUGGGAGUGUCAGAGCUGAAUCAAAACCAGCGAAUGCAAGAAGUGAUCUGCUAUCUGCGAUCCGCAUGGGCAUCCAGCUGAAAAAAGUGCAAGAACAGCAAGAAAUGCAGAGCAAGCGUGACCCAGUGGGGAAUGAUGUGGCCACCAUUCUGUCGAGGCGCAUAGCAGUGGAGUACAGUGACUCUGAAGAUGACUCAGAGCUGGAUGACAAUGAAUGGUCAGACUGAAGGAAGUGCAACUAAAGACGCUUUUAAGAGAGUAAUUUUUUGACAUGUGUAUCCUCGUGUCUUUGGAAGAAGAACUUGUUUGGCAGAGGAAACAAUGAUGAAGUAAAUGUACGAACCAAUGCAGUAACACUACUAUUGGUGUCUAAAUGUGUUCCUCCCAGUAUACAACUGUUUAAUUUCAGUUUUUAUGCUAGUAACUGAUUAUUUAUUGUUGUAUGUCCUUUUCAGUAUUUUCUAAAAAAUAUUGUAUUGCAAUAACCUACCUAUAUUUCUUCCUCCCUCAUCUAUUUUUAAAUAUAAAUACGGUACUGCACUUAACAGCCAGGUGAGAGGAUGUGAUUCCUGUCCAGCUAACAUAAUAAUGACCAAAUAUGCAGUGAUGGUUGUAAUUAUAAAUGAAUAAUAAUGUAAAUAAAAAGCUAUUCUCUAUGU
Molecule: messenger RNA, 2031 nt
Organism: Dunckerocampus dactyliophorus (ringed pipefish)
Lineage: Eukaryota; Metazoa; Chordata; Actinopteri; Syngnathiformes; Syngnathidae
Gene: wasf3a
Product: WASP family member 3a
Exons: 9
Coding region: 217-1599 (460 amino acids)
Biological process (GO): positive regulation of Arp2/3 complex-mediated actin nucleation; actin cytoskeleton organization
Cellular component (GO): cytoskeleton; SCAR complex
Molecular function (GO): actin binding; Arp2/3 complex binding; protein kinase A regulatory subunit binding
Source: RefSeq, a predicted model, not a curated record